AUGACAGCCGGGGAUAUUAACGUUAUUGAUUCCUCCAUCAAACUUCCCAGAGAGGACUUUCUGGUUAGUCCCCUGCUUUUACCUCGAGACGUUCACAGUUACAGACCCCAUGAGGUGCUGGAAAACGUUCCUGGACGGUCAGCGACUUUCAGAGAUGGGAGACCCUAUGGUGUCUGCAUGUUUAACGGGGUCAACGCUCCUAACAGCUCGUACCUUUACAGCCAGUUUCCAAUGCAAGGUUUUCCCUUUCCUCUUUGCAAGCUGACAGACACCAAAAACACUUUCUCAGACUUCUCAAAGGGAGGCAUCAUCCAUCACAAAAACUGCUCGCCGGCUGAUGGCAACAACCCCAUCUUGGCCGACUUCACCCGCAGCACCACCGGCGGGAGCUCAACCGCUUGCCAUGCCGGCUCAUACUCCUCGAGAGAGCUGGGAAGUGAUGAGGAAAUGAAGCGGGAGACCUUGGAGGGUGUGGUCCAUUCAAUUGGGAUGAGCUCCAGAAAGCACAGCUUCACCAGCCUGGCCCAGGAGCAGCAGAGGGAGACUGGGAAAGAGCAAAGUUCCCUGGCAGAGGAACAUUUGAGCCACCAACACUACUCCAUGGGCAUAUCCUCUAAUGGACGCAAAACCUUGAUGAGCAGCCCUCAGAGCCCCCUCAAAUCAGACUGCCAGCCUAAUUCCCCAACGGAAUCGAGCAGCAGCAAAAAUGCUGCCCUCACGCAGGCCUCGCAACCUCCAACCUCUCAAGGUACUCAAGACCCUAAAGCUCGUAACUGGAAGAAAUACAAAUUCAUUGUUCUCAAUCAGAGCUCCAAGGAGGAGGAGACCAGUCCUCGUGACCCUGGAAUGCACUCCCCGCAGAGGCCGGGCUUGUCUGCUUUUCUUCACCAUGUCGAUUCUGAACAUCCCGACUCGAAGGCGACAACAAAGAUCAGCGAGCAAGGCGAGGACUUCACUGUGCCUCAGGCCAGUCGCCUCAACAACAUCAUCAACAGCAGAACUCUAGAGGGAUCACAGAGGAACAGCGACAGCCACUCUUCGCGCUACACGAGCCAUUUAAAAUGCUCGUCCUGUGGCUCCCAGUCUCCACAGCACUCUGACGUCUGUCCCAACACAUCCGCCUCGCGUCUGGCCGAGGAAAUGUCUGAGAUGCACUCGGAGUACUCCGAUUCCAGCUGUGAAAAUGGAACAUAUUUUUGUAAUGAAUGCGACUCCAAGUUUGCAGAGGAGGAAGCCUGGAAACGCCACACGCUUCAGGUCCACAGCGACAAGCCAUACAAAUGUGACCGUUGCCAAGCAGCAUUCCGCUACAAGGGAAACCUUGCCAGUCACAAAACAGUUCACACCGGAGAGAAACCAUAUAGAUGCAAUAUCUGCGGAGCUCAGUUCAACAGACCAGCUAACCUCAAAACCCACACACGAAUUCACUCAGGAGAAAAGCCAUACAAGUGUGAGACCUGCGGCGCUAGAUUUGUGCAGGUUGCUCACCUUCGGGCUCACGUCCUGAUUCAUACCGGAGAGAAGCCAUAUCCAUGCGAGAUCUGUGGCACUCGUUUCCGCCAUUUGCAGACACUGAAAAGUCACCUGCGAAUACACACGGGAGAAAAGCCCUAUCAUUGUGAGAAAUGCAACUUGCAUUUUCGCCACAAGAGUCAGCUGCGGUUACACCUGCGGCAGAAGCACGGCGCAAUCACCAACACUAAGAUCCAAUAUCGCAUGUCCUCAACAGACCUGCCGACCGACUUGACGAAGGCAUGCUGAGCAGGCACUUAGUGGCGGACCUGACCAUGGCAUUAUAUGACCUGACUUGUA
Messenger RNA from Sinocyclocheilus anshuiensis, 1812 nucleotides. RefSeq names its product B-cell lymphoma 6 protein-like. Bases 1 to 1761 code for a protein of 586 amino acids. Gene Ontology annotation, molecular function: DNA-binding transcription factor activity, RNA polymerase II-specific; RNA polymerase II cis-regulatory region sequence-specific DNA binding. Gene Ontology annotation, biological process: regulation of DNA-templated transcription. The record is from RefSeq and is a predicted model, not a curated record. The transcript has 7 exons. NCBI's taxonomy places the organism in Eukaryota, Metazoa, Chordata, Actinopteri, Cypriniformes, Cyprinidae.